AUGUCAGUGAGCACACUCCUCCUAGAGUCAUUCCAGGGCCUUUUCGACAAGUUGCCGCAGCAAGUGCAACGCACCUUGUUACUUCCCACGGUACAGAAAGGCCUUGCGUUGCUAGCCACGUUCCAGGCACUCAGAACUUUUAAUGGCUACCUCUCCCGAGGUGCACAGAACAACUGGACUCGAGUUGCAUCAUGGGAACCUAGUAAGGAGUUGGUGUUGCUUACUGGUGGCGCGAGCGGGAUUGGAAAGCAAAUAAUGAAGGAUUUGGCGCAGUUGAAAGUCAAGAUUAUUAUCAUAGACGUGCAGGAGCCAGAUUUUGCACUACCUUCGAAUGUCUUCUUCUACCGAGCCGACAUCACGUCCUCUUCUGUAGUCAAAGAAGUUGCAGGGAGAAUCCGGAAGGACCACGGAGAUCCAACAAUUCUCAUCAACAAUGCAGGUGUCGGGUUUGGUGGUACAAUUUUGAGCGAACCAGAAGAACAGAUACGCCUCACCGUUGAAGUUAAUCUUCUCGCUCAUUUCUGGACUGUGAGGGAGUUCCUACCUUCUAUGAUUCAAAAAGAUCAUGGUCACAUAAUCACUAUUGCGAGUCUCGCUAGUUUUGUCACCCUUGGAGAAACCGUCGAUUACGCUAGUUCCAAGGCUGCUGCUCUUGCUUUUCACGAAGGGCUUACCCAAGAGAUCCGGCAUUGGUACAAGUCAAAGAAAAUCCGGACAAGCAUUAUCCACCCUCUAUGGGUUCGUACUCCCUUGAUCGAUACUCUUGUUCAAGCCCGCAAACAUUUUAAACAGCCAGUCAUGAGUCCGGAGAAAGUAUCGUCCGCUGUUGUGAAGCAGAUUGUUUCUCGCUCGGGUGGCCAAGUUAUAAUUCCAAGUUCAUAUAAUGGCGCAUCUCUCCUUCGCGGACUACCAAACUGGAUCCAGGAAAUGGUAAGGGAUAAAGCCUCGAUGACCCUUGUGACGCUUCGGGAACUUGAAAAUCAGAUCGACGCGGGAGAAAAUAUCGAUUCUUGA
This is a messenger RNA of Talaromyces proteolyticus, 1014 nucleotides long. RefSeq names its product putative short-chain dehydrogenases/reductase. NCBI's taxonomy places the organism in Eukaryota, Fungi, Ascomycota, Eurotiomycetes, Eurotiales, Trichocomaceae. Gene Ontology annotation, molecular function: oxidoreductase activity, acting on the CH-OH group of donors, NAD or NADP as acceptor. The coding region runs from base 1 to 1014 and encodes 337 amino acids. The record is from RefSeq and is a predicted model, not a curated record. The transcript has 3 exons.